GUGGUGACAGUUGUAGGGUAUGGCAGUGCACGACCACUUGUUUGUGCCAAGCGACUGAAAGAUUAAACCGUGUAAUUGAUGCGCCAGAGAAUACACGCAUGUCAAGUACCACACUACGUGCCAGUUGUAUGGAGCCACGUUUCAAUAAUGCAAAUCAGCUCGCUGUGCCGUAAUUUCGUGCCUUCACCCAAUUAUCAAAGAGCAACACAUCAAUCUGGUUGUAAAUAUGUAUGUCAGUGUGUAACACAUGUCAAGACGUACAAAUCAACAAAUUGCUAUAAAACCACCUGUGGCCGUUGCAACCCUACAAGAUCCAAAACCCGUCAUUAUACCGGUACAAAAAGGCACGAUAACAAUGGUCAGUGACGAUGAGCUUGCAAACACUGUUGAGCUACAGCCGAAGCGGACGACAUCAUUCACUGCACGCCAAGAGGAAAGUUUAUCGGAUUGUUAUUGUCGUCAAACAGGCGGCAAAAUUGCUGUCUGCAAAUUCACUAAUUGCAAUUUCGAGCUAUAGA
Molecule: messenger RNA, 518 nt
Organism: Plasmopara halstedii
Lineage: Eukaryota; Oomycota; Peronosporomycetes; Peronosporales; Peronosporaceae
Exons: 1
Coding region: 248-517 (89 amino acids)
Source: RefSeq, a predicted model, not a curated record